AUGCAAAAGCUCGCUCUACGCAUCUUAGGUCGUUUUAGCCGAAAAACAUUCAUUCGUAGUGCUUGGAAAAAUUUAAAUAGUUUAAGCGAACACGAUGAACUGACCGAGGCGUUAGAUACGUUAAUAUCCAUGUCCCAUGAAGAGAAUGAAUUCAUUGAACUCAUUACUGUCAUUGUGGAUGUUCUUUCAGAAGCUCCAAUGGCUUCGGCUUUUUUAUGUCACAUUAUUGAUAGUGCAGCUUUACCUUCAAAAGAAACCUCUCAUAAAAUUACUACAAGGCUACUGCAAAAACUUAAGCCUGGUGGCAUAUAUCGAACGAAACCAAAAAAGCGUACACGUGUAAAUGCAGCUAUAAUUUGGAGUGUUUUAGCUGAAAAAUUAGCAGGCGAAAUAAGUUUAUCUUUAUUUUCAGAUAAUGUAUGUACUACGCUACUGGACUAUCUCCAAUAUGAUCGUGAUGCUAGUGUGCGACUUUUCGCUUUAAUUGCUCUUGAAAAAUUUGGUAUGACGGGACAAAAUAAAGAAAAGAUACUUAAUUCGGGAAGGGAUAUUCAUAAGAUUUUGCAAUGCAUAGCCAAGGAAUUGCAUUCAGAUGAAGGAUCAAGUGAAGAUGUUAAUCGUCGCAGACAAUUAAAAUUCUGUGUAGAAUGGGCCUUAAAGAAUACUUUUGGCAAGGAAGACAUGUAUGACUCAGAUGAAAGUCCUGUAAGUUCUAAUAGUAUAAAUGUUAUGUUGAACCCAGUGGAUGCUACAGCUCACUGGAAAAUAUCACGAAAUGGUUUAGAGAUAAGAAAUGACAAUUCCACAUUCGAAUCCAUACGGGCGACAAUGGGAGUAUCUUCAGGAAAAUGGUUUUACGAAGUAAUAUUAUUGACUAAUGGAAUUAUGCAGAUUGGAUAUGCGACUAAACGUUGUAUGUUUGGACCUGAAGAUGGUACAGGUGUUGGGGACGAUCCGUUUGGAUUUGCAUUUGACGGAUGUAGAAAUGUUUUAUGGGCAAACGGAGUAUCUGUACCAUACGGAGGAAGCGAGUCGUGGAAACCCGGUGAUGUGGUUGGAGUUUAUAUGGAUGUUAGCUCUGGUUGCGUUCGUUUCUAUUUAAAUGGAAAGGAUUUGGGUGUAGUUUAUCCACUCAAUAUCGCCCAAUUUCGAAAGUUGGCAGAAAGUAGUUUACAUCCAGCAUUAUCUUUUACUUCUUAUCAACAAGCUAUAGUCAAUUUUGGAGCUGAAAAAUUCCGAUAUCCACCGCCAUCAUCAUCAUUUACCUAUCAAACCCUCAACAGCCAAGGGCAAAUAUCAUCAGAACUCCGUAACUCAAUACAAAAAAGAGUUUGGCGAGCAUCACGUUAUCGUUCGGUGUCUGUAAGUCCUUAUUGGAAACAGCAGUUCGAGUCUACGGAAGAAGACUUUGACACUCAGUGUUCUAUUUGUUUUGCGAAGCCACCUGCUGUUGUAUUGGGACCAUGUAACCAUGAUGGUUUUUGUUCUGAUUGUUCAAAAAUGAUGCACUCGUGUCCAUUAUGUAGAACUCCGAUUUCACAUCGGAAACCAAUGAAUAAUAAUAUCACUAGUUUACCAUCUACUCCUACCAAACUUUCUAUUGCGUCAACGUCGGCAUCAUCUUCGCUUUCAGCACCUUCAACAGCAAUUGUUUUACCACCGACUCCACCUCAUUCGCGUCCUGCUUCAUCCAUUACUUCAUGGGAGCCUCGUUGUCUGGAGCCAUAA
Messenger RNA from Rhizophagus irregularis DAOM 181602=DAOM 197198, 1728 nucleotides. The record is from RefSeq and is a predicted model, not a curated record. NCBI's taxonomy places the organism in Eukaryota, Fungi, Glomeromycota, Glomeromycetes, Glomerales, Glomeraceae.